UUAUAGGGAAGAUGUCAUGUUACAUUUGUAUGUUUUGUGGAAACCAUUCUUGAAAGUUGUUUCUUUGCUAUCCCAAAGAUAGCGAUUUAGUAAGAGUUUAAGUGUUUCUUUGAUUAGAAAACAGAUGAUUUAAGCUUACCGAAUCUCUUUCUUAUUAAAGUAGCACACCCCCUGAGAUGUGGUGUAGUGGUGUCAGUCAUGGCGGCUUCCUCGAAAAGUGGCACGUCGAGUAAAAAGGCGAAAAAAUCGAAAUCAAGAAACGAUACAGCUGUGCAGGGAACCAAUGACAACAGUAUUGUCAGCAAGUGUUCCAUGUGCAUGCUGGGAUACUUCAAUGACGACUUUCUCGGGCGCUUCGUAGCGAAGCCCGUUAGGAGAGCUCCACUCAUCAACAGGGGCUACUACAUCAGAGCAAAGGCGAUAGAUCAUGUGCUGAAAUCUUUCCUCUCUGCACACCAAGGAAUAAAGACACAGCUUGUGUCUUUAGGGGCAGGGUUUGACUCCACCUACUUCCGUCUGAAGUCGGAGGGUUUGUUGGAGAACACAGUGUUCUACGAGGUGGACUUUCCCGAGGUGACGCAGCGCAAGUCUGACAUGAUCCAGGCAUAUGAGCUCCUGCUGAAACUGGUGGGAGAAGACAGCAGGGUGGUGGAGAAUGGAAUUGUUUCCCCUUGCUACAAGCUGAUUGGUGCAGACUUGAGAAAGGUCAACAUCUUACAGUGCCUGCUAGAGCAUCAUGGGAUACAUCCAGACUGUCCCACUCUUCUCCUGUCUGAGUGUGUCAUCACCUACAUGGGGGUCAAGAGCUCCAAUGCAGUUAUUCGCUGGGCCUCAGAAACCUUUUCCCAUGCUGUUUUUGUGACAUACGAGCAGGUCUAUCCAAAUGAUGGGUUUGGAGCUGUCAUGCAGAAUCACUUUAAGAAGCUUGGCACGCCCCUCAUGAACGUCCAGAGGUACAAAACCCUGGAGCACCAGCAGCAGAGAUAUCUGGACCUUGGCUGGACUACAGUGUGUGCCACAGACAUGAACCACUUCUACACCACACUGAUUCCACAGGAGGAGAAACUUAGGGUGGACAAUAUAGAAGUGUUUGAUGAAUUUGAGGAAUGGCAUCUGAAAUGUUCACAUUAUGCGGUGGUUUGUGCCUUGAAAGGAUCAACUGUUCCUUCCCUGUCAGGGACUAUAUUACCAGAUAUAAACCCAAGAACAUUGGAAGCAAUAACAUCUCAAGACAGUCAACAACAAGACUUGUGUCUUUCAUGGAGGAACGAAACAUUUGGCAAUGGAAGUGUGAAAAGAUUUGGACAUGCAAGUGCAAGCUUACCAGGAGGAAAGAUCAUCACAUUUGGAGGGUUUGGUGAGAGGGGAAAUCAACAUACAAGACUAUGUCUGGUGCAACUGUUGGAUGUGGCGAGUGGAUCAUGUCUCCCAGUAGAACCAGUUGGGAAAGAACUAGGUCCCUUGCUUUUCCACACUGCGAAUGCCGUCUCAGAUGAUACAGUUGUUGUGUUUGGUGGACGAACAUCUCCGUACAAACCUAAAGGAGAACUUCUGAAGCUUAAAGUCAUUCCUACACUUGAGAGAGACACAGACCAGGAGCCCUCCUGGCUUUAUGAGUGUGAGACGGUACAGUGUACAGGAGAUAGCCCCUGUCCAAGGUGGAGACAUUCUAGUUCACUGGUGUCAAUAGAAGGAAAGAAAUUCCUCAUAGUCUAUGGAGGAAGGACAGGAAGCAAUACUGUCCUAGGAGAUGUACAUGUGCUGGGUCUGGACAAAAUGGAAUGGUUACAGGUACUUGUUUCAGGAAGUCCUCCAUCGCCAAGACAUUCCCACUCUUGUGCCACCUGGAACGACCAGGUGAUCGUGACAGGUGGUCUGUGUGAGGACCUUCAGCCUUCAGCUGCUGUUCACCUGGCCACCUGCACACCUGAGCCACAGGGAGGCAUGACCGUCGUGUGGAUGGAGCUUGAGGUGACUCCACCACUCUCUCCCAGAUACUCCCACACCAGCCAUGUGUACAGAAACAGUUUACUCCUGGUAGGAGGGGUAAACCCAGAGAAUAACUACCCACCUGGUCUCACUGUGAUGGACCUGGGCUCUGGGAUGUGGAAGGAGUAUGCUUUUCCGGAGUGCCCAUUGGAGAGGCCCAUCAUGGUUCAUAAUCACACCAGUUACUUACUAAGUAAGGAUGAACUGCUGAUUAUAGGUGGAGGAGGAAACUGUUUCUCCUUCGGUACACAUCUAAACAACGGACCCUUAACACUGGACAUCAGCUUGUGCAGUUUAUGAGGAUGGUGCAUAUAGUAGCCUUGAUUUGGUCAGCCCCCAAAAGUCUGCUACCCGCCAACAAGGGGUCCUUUUGGGGAAGCGGACAUUUGGGGAAAGACUAAAAACAGAACAAGGCUAGACUGCAGUUUACAUGUACAUGGGUAUGGAAUUUCCAGAGCAGCUUCAUAACCCCUGCUUUGCCUAUUGGAUCAAAGCUGUAGCUUUAGCUAAACAAAGUAAAGAAAACAGUCGUGGACACCCUGCACGUCUGCAUUUUCUUCCUUUUCAAUGAAGGAAGUUUGGAAAAGAGACUGAGGUAUUGCCAUAGUGAGGCUUCACGUAUGAGUAAGGUUUUUAUUUUUAGAUAUCUGAGAUGAUAUGCAUAAAGCAGCUCAAUAUCUUUGGCCCUGCAAUAUAGGGCCCGAAUGAUAGGU
Molecule: messenger RNA, 2702 nt
Organism: Branchiostoma floridae (Florida lancelet)
Lineage: Eukaryota; Metazoa; Chordata; Leptocardii; Amphioxiformes; Branchiostomatidae
Product: tRNA wybutosine-synthesizing protein 4-like
Exons: 16
Coding region: 199-2289 (696 amino acids)
Biological process (GO): tRNA methylation; wybutosine biosynthetic process
Molecular function (GO): tRNA methyltransferase activity; protein binding
Source: RefSeq, a predicted model, not a curated record